AUGGUGCCGACUACGAGCAACAACAAUCAACGCCAAUCUAGGCCAGGUGAAACCGAAAACACAGCCGCUGGUGAGCAGGUGUCCUCCCACGUGGCUAAUCGUCGAACGUCGAAAAUACUAUUGGCAACCGCUGUAGUACUGAUCGAGAACGAGCAUGGUCUUCGCGUACCGGCACGUGCGCUGCUCGACUCCGGAUCUGAAUGCAACUUCAUAUCGGAGAAACUUUGUCAACAACUGAGGAUACAACGGGAAAAGGUCGACGUUUCGAUCACUGGCAUCGGAAAUGCCACCACCAAGGCUAAACACAGGGUUCAAGCCACCAUCAAGUCACGGUUUUCGAUCUUAUCACGGGACCUUCACUUUAUCGUGCUUCCAAAGGUCACAGUUGAUCUCCCAAUGACUCAAGUGGACAUCACGGAAUGGGAAAUUCCAGACGGCAUCGAUCUGGCCGAUCCGUCAUUCUUCAAACCAGGGAGUGUCGAUCUGGUGAUUGGCAUUCAGGCAUUCUUCAGCUUCUUCAAGACUGGGAAAGAGCUGUCGCUCGGCAACGGAUUGCCAACUCUAACUGAAUCGGUUUUCGGUUGGAUCAUUUCCGGCGAGGUGGUAGAGACUUCACAGCCAACCACGAUCACCUGCAACAUGGCGCUCACUGAUCGGUUGGACGAAUUGCUGGAGAGGUUUUGGGCCUGCGAGGAAGUAGGUGACUACUCGGUGGAUGAAGCUCGCUGCGAGGAGCAGUAUCAGCACACGGUGAAACGGGCACCGGAUGGGCGCUACACGGUCACUCUACCAAAACACGAAGGAGGUUUGGAACAGCUAGGUGACUCGGAGAAGAUCGCAACCAAACGGCUGUACGGAUUGGAAAGGAGACUGGAAAGGGACCUGGAAUUGCGUAAACAGUACAACGACUUCAUGACGGAGUACAUAACUCUAGGGAACAUGGAGAAGGUGGAUGACGAUUUACGGGCGAACGUCAAGCAUCACCCUGUUCUACGCGAGUCAAGCACUAAAACAAAGUGUAGGGUGGUGUUUGAUGCAUCAUGCAAAACUUCCACGGGCGUCUCCUUAAACGACACACUGUUGGUAGGGCCAAUAGUGCAACAAGACCUGCGUACGAUCAUGCUACGAGCUCGCGUUCGCCAGGUGAUGCUGGUCGCCGAUGUCCAGAUCGACAAGGACCCUGAGGACCGACCACUUCAAAGCAUCAAAUGGAGGUUUGGACCGGACGAGGAGGUGGCCUCGUACGAGCUAUCCACGGUGACCUACGGCACCAAGCCUGCACCGUUCUUAGCAACACGCACACUCAAGCAGCUCGCGACUGACGAACGGGAACGGUUCCCGUUGGCGGCGGAAUCUGUCGACGAUGACAUUUACAUGGAUGAUGUUAUCUGUGGAGCUGCUGAUCUGGACACCGCAAUCAACUUUCAAAUUCCUGAACUCAAAUCCAAUCAACCUUUGACGAAACGGAUCGUCACGUCAAUUGUCGCACGACUUUUCGACCCACUCGGCCUGAUAGGAGCUUGCGUCGUUGGGGCGAAAAUCUAUCUCCAGGAGUUGUGGGAUCUGAUCGACAAGGAAACUGGGAAACCGAUCGACUAG
Molecule: messenger RNA, 1599 nt
Organism: Culex pipiens pallens (northern house mosquito)
Lineage: Eukaryota; Metazoa; Arthropoda; Insecta; Diptera; Culicidae
Exons: 1
Coding region: 1-1599 (532 amino acids)
Source: RefSeq, a predicted model, not a curated record